GCUCAGCCAUGAACAAGCUACGGCAGAGUUUCCGCCGGAAGAAAGAUGUGUACGUUCCCGAAUCGAGCCGACCGCACCAAUGGCAGACGGAUGAGGAGGCGGUCCGCAGUGGAAAGUGCAGUUUCGCCGUCAAGUACCUGGGACAUGUGGAGGUGGAGGAGUCCAGAGGCAUGCACAUCUGUGAAGACGCAGUGAAGCGCCUCAAAACGGACAGGAAAUUCUUCAAGGGAUUCUUUGCAAAAGCAGGGAAGAAACCGGUCCGUGCCGUGCUCUGGGUGUCUGCAGACGGACUUCGAGUUGUAGACGACAAAACAAAGGACUUGAUCUUGGACCAGACGAUAGAGAAGGUGUCUUUCUGCGCUCCAGAUCGGAACUUUGAGAAGGCCUUUUCCUACAUCUGCAGAGACGGCACCACGCGACGUUGGAUCUGCCACUGCUUCAUGGCCAUCAAAGACUCUGGUGAGCGUCUGAGUCAUGCGGUCGGCUGUGCGUUCGCGGCCUGUUUGGAGCGAAAACAAAAGAGGGAGAAGGAGUGCGGAGUCACGGCAACAUUCGAUGCCAAUAGAACGACCUUCACCCGGGAGGGGUCAUUCAGAGUCACAACAGCAACGGAAGCAGCUGAGAGAGAGGAGGUGAUGAGGCAACUUCAGGAUGCUAAGAAAGACACAGACCCUAAAGUCAGUGUGAACUCCAUCAGCAGUGGGACAAACUCCUCUGGGCCCCUUUCCGCAGGCUCCUCCUCCCCCUCUUCAUCCCCGCCCCUUUCUGCGCCCGUCCUGGGACCUCAGGUGAUCCCACGCCGCCACCCCACUCCUGAGGCUCUGGCCCGUCAAGGCUCCUUCAGAGGUUUCCCCACCCUGAGCCAGAAGACCUCCCCAUUCAAACGGGGGCGGUCUCUGCGCAUGAACGAACUGCCCUCCACACAGCAACGCAAAUCUGACUUCUCUAUAAACAACACAGUCCCCGAAGUGGAGGGAGAGAGCGACAGCAUCAGCUCUCUGUGCACUCAGAUCACCUCUGCGUUCAGUGGUCCUCCUGAAGACCCCUUCUCCUCUGCCCCCAUGCCUAAACCUGCUUCCUCCCCACAGUCUCCUGUCGCCUCAGUGAAUGGCUCUGCUCCCGCCUUCUCCAUGGCUGCUUCUGUUAACCCCCCUGCACUGCCCCCUGCUCUGCCCGCUCGGGACACUAACCCCUGGGCCAAGACCCCUGCCGUAGCCCCCACCGUCCCAUUACAGUCAGGUGCAGCAGACUGGGCUUCCCCUGCACCUGUCAUAGUGGUGCCCCCAUCAUCCUCUCCCGUCAUGGCGUCCCACAAGCGCACGCCGUCAGAGGCAGACAGAUGGCUGGAGGAAGUCACCAGAUCUGUGCAAGCCCCUGCUCCUCACCCCAUCAUCCCCACAGUCCCACAGCCGAACCCCCUCAUGCCCUCCGCCCCUCCUCCACCCUCUCAGCCCUUCAUCGCCCCGGUCCAGAUGCCAGCCGCGCCCGCUCCUCCUGUUGCCUUCAUGUCCGCUUUGCCCCCCACGGUCCCGAUGAUACCACCACGACAGCCGGUCUUCAAUGCCCCAGCUCCUGCCUCUUACCCCAUGUCCAAUGGGCUGUCCUUCCCCCAGCCCAGUGUCCCCGUUGUGGGUAUUACCCCAUCUCAAAUGGUGGCUAAUGUUUUUGGUUCAGCUACGCAAACCCAGCCCUUCCCAGCUCCCGUCAUUCCACCUCAAGAAGUCCCGGUAAUGAGUAACCCCAAUGUUAGCCCGUUUAUCAAGCCUCCGCAGCCCGUUUCAAACCAGCCUCAACCACCCAACGGCAGCGCCACAUUCAAUGGAGCAGACAAUUGGGUGAAUAAAACUCAAAUUCCCCAUUCUUCGCCGGCGAUGCAGCCCACCGAACCACCGCAGGAAGACGCCUUUGAGGCUCAGUGGGCGGCGCUAGAGAGCAGGUCACGUCAGCGCACCUCCCCUUCUCCCACGAAUCCAUUUUCCACCGAGCUUCAUAAAACUUUUGAGAUCCAGCUCUGAGGACUGCAGAUGGGAACUGAACAGCACUGUUGUAGUAAGAGUGAUUUAAAAGUGACUGUAUGUUUGGGAAAGUGAAUGUGGUCCCUCUGAUCCAGCGGACAAGCUAAAGCAGCAAAAAAGUUAUGAGCUGAACCAAUACAGGGAGAAAUCUCAACAGAUAAGGUGGGGGGGCUGAACCAAGACACAGCGCCCCUGCAGUUCAUCUACAUUGUCUUUAAUGUUUUGUUUGUGUUGUGGAGCACAGUCGCCAUUUCCCUGUGGAUUAUAAUCACUCAUCCACUGCCUUCGCUCAGCUCUCGGAACCCAGUGGGCGGGACAAAUGUGGAGACCUCCCUCCAAAUGACUGCAGCAUCGAGACGAGGAGUUCUCAAUAAAAAAAACUUCCCAAUCAGAAGAAUAGUGAGACAAUGCCAAAAUGUUUAUUUUUAUGCAUUAAGUAUAUUUUAAAUAGCUUUGGAAUCUAACAGAAGAGUUGUAAGUAAUCUUGCCAAAGGCGCAGGCUAGCUACAAUGAGAAGUUUAUGUGCGUGUAAACAAAAAAGACAGUAUAUAUAUUAUACAUAAAUAUAAAUAUAUCUAUAAAGAAUCUAUACUGUACACAGCUCACAGCAGUGCUAAUUUUUAAUGUGAUGUAAAGAGAUUUUGUGAAGGGACAGCUGCUUUACUUUUGUUUUGUUAGGUUUUUUAAUAUUUUAAGUUGAAAAGAUAUUACUGGCGUCUGCAUCCUGUGAUUGGGUGUGAAGCAUCUCACUGUAAAUAGGGUUUUGUUGCAGCAACAAUCGGUGUAGACCAUAGACUGUCUGUUAUACAGUCUGUAUAUUAUACAGUCUAUGGUGUGGACCUAGCGAUGGUGGCGGUGCCUGAAUGGUGGCCUCAUUUACCUGUGCAGAGUUUUUAGUAUCACUACUUAACAUUUUACUCUCAAACGCUCUACUUAAUUUUCAGAUUCACCUGUCUUUAAAGUAGUUGAAUGUUUUAUUUUGCACAAGCACUAAAGUAGAUGAAUUGACCUCACUUAAAUUAGUUAGUUUUGGUGCAUUCUGCGUUGGUGGCUACAAUUCUGAAAAGCACCCAAAACUACAGAGACCCAACAAACUCAUCUUCUUCUCCCUUCCUGGUUACUCUAUGGUUUUAUUUUUUUAAUCAAGCCUGUGAAUAUGAUCUAUUCUCUGAUCUAUUUUUCCAUUUUGUAAUUAUUUCAUUACUUUAUUCCACUUCUUUGGAGAUCUAUUGAAAAAAGAUUGAAUAAAUUGAUGGUGGUA
Molecule: messenger RNA, 3276 nt
Organism: Boleophthalmus pectinirostris (great blue-spotted mudskipper)
Lineage: Eukaryota; Metazoa; Chordata; Actinopteri; Gobiiformes; Gobiidae
Gene: numb
Product: NUMB endocytic adaptor protein
Exons: 10
Coding region: 9-2015 (668 amino acids)
Molecular function (GO): cadherin binding
Source: RefSeq, a predicted model, not a curated record